This is a messenger RNA of Linum tenue, 1139 nucleotides long. Lineage: Eukaryota; Viridiplantae; Streptophyta; Magnoliopsida; Malpighiales; Linaceae. The record is from the annotation of a GenBank genome assembly.
GUUUCAGUGGCUGCAGGAUCCCUAGCCGCCAAGAGCCCAAGACCCUAUUGUCUUCUCCAAAUAACCAGAGGAUUUUUCCCGAGUGACUCCGGCGACGAAUUCCGGCCGACAACCACCCGCCACCCUCCUCCGAAAAUCCUCUCACCGCCUCGGACUUUUCUCGGGCCAGCUGUUUAGUUCGGACUUCAGCAAGUUCUGCUCUGAGUUCCCCACUGUUUCUUUUUUCUUCUUUUCCCAUCAAUUUCUGUGGUUUAGGACUUACAUCCCCAAAAUGGACGGUGAGGAGGUGCCGGCUUACCAGCCUGACGUCGGAUUCGAACAAGAUACAAGAGAGCCACUUUUUGAUCUUACCAGUGCUCGCUCUAGUUCAACAGAGCUUUGGCUUAUCCAAUGGCCGCCCCACGAACUUCCUGAUAUCCACGGCAAGGAAGUAUGCAUUACAUUCGAUCAAAAUGGUAGCUCGGGAAGCUUCGAGGAUCUAUCAGGGAAAAUGUAUGAUAUAGUCGGCACUGAUGUAGAGCGAGAUGCAGCAGUCUUCAUGUCCUCUGGUUCAGAGACCGAGAUCGUUGGGAAUAUUUCUCACCGAGUAUCCCUGGUGCACUUUCCCGACCCAAAGGAAAUCGAACAGAGAGUUGCUGAGAAGAAGUCAAAAAGGCUGUAUCAGAUGACGUCAUCGAAGAUAAAUUCUUCACACCAUUCCUCAGGUGUUACAGAAAGUAGUAGGCUGAAGCACUCAACUUCAUCAAGGGGACCUGCAGCCUCAACUCAUACAGGCAGGGAAGGGCCGAGCGCUUCUAAGAGAAGGCACGUUCAGAAGAGCCCUGGAUCAAAAGGUGGAUCUUCUCUGGACUCCAAACGACGUCAGAGUUCUUCCAACUACAUUUCCGGGACUUCAGAACACUGAAGCUAAAUUGUUGGAGGUAAGAAAACGGAGAUUUAUGCAAUGCUUUAUGCAAUGCUCUUGUUCAUUUCCGAAGCAUGAAGAGAAGUGAUGAGCAUUUUGUUUGUUAUUGGUGAUGUACGUUAGUCGAGAGAUUUAGGAAGCAAGAUUUUUUAUGGAUGAUGAUUCUUCUUUUGGUAGUGAUGAAUGCAUUGUACUUUCUGCAUUUGGAUAAUUUUUUAUCAUAAGCUACUCAAAC